AUGUCUUCCACACCCACCGUCACCGUCUGUUCCCCAGCGGACUUCCAUGUACAUCUCCGCCAGGGAGCGCUUUCUGCGCUCGUCGUUCCCCAUGUUGCGCUUGGAGGGUUCCAGCUUGCAUAUGUUAUGCCGAACCUGAAGCCUCCGAUCUCUACCACAGAUCAGGCUUUGGAGUACAAGGCCAAUCUCGAGCGCAUAGACCCCACCAUCGAAUACCUCAUGACGCUGUACCUGUCUCCUGACCUGACCCCCGAUGAGAUCCGGAAAGCAAAGAAAGCAGGCAUCGUCGGUGUAAAAUCGUAUCCCAGAGGUGUCACGACAAAUUCCGAUGGGGGUAUAGAAUCAUAUGAGGCGUAUUACCCCGUCUUCGAGGCCAUGGAGGAAGUCGACAUGGUCCUCAACCUCCACGGCGAAGUCCCCUCGGACGCUUCUGCGAACAUCCACGUUAUCAAUGCGGAGCUUUCGUUUUUGCCUCAUCUUCGAAAACUACACACACGCUUCCCUCGGCUUCGUAUCGUUCUUGAGCAUGCGACCACUCGCGCUGCAGUCGAGACAGUCAAGUCUCUCGGUCCGGCGGUCGCGUGCACGAUCACUGCGCAUCAUCUGGCUCUUACCGUAGACGACUGGGCCGGUCAGUCAUGGAACUUUUGCAAGCCCGUUGCAAAGUUCCCAGACGAUAGGGAGGCGUUGAGAGAGGUCAUUCGGGAAGGACAUCCCCGCUUCUUCCUCGGUUCUGACUCGGCGCCCCACCCUCCGUCGACAAAAUCGACGUCAACCCCCACCCAUGCCUGCGCCGCAGGCGUCUAUACGUCUCCCAUCCUUCUUCCCUUGACUGCCCAUCUCCUCGAGUCUUUCGGGGCACUGGACAACCUGGAGGGCUUCGUGAGCACGUUUGGCAGAAAGUUCUAUGGUAGGGAGGUCGCCAAUCGCGCAGACCACUCGCGUCAGGUGCGGCUCAGAAAAGUCACCGGACAGAGGGUGACGGAGAGCUGGACCGUGAACGGGGAAAGCGUUGUGGCAUUUUGGACGGGUAAGGACUUGGAUUGGGAAAUUGUUCGUGGUUAACUUUCCGUCACAUUUCGAGCGACUUCGAAAGACUUUGCGCCGGCAAACUUUGGGCUGCGUUGGAUGUAUCAGGUGCCAGAACAUAUAUUCUUAGCUAGGUGUAUCAUACGACUGCACCCUCAGACAUAUAUCGAACGUUGGCAUGAUGUUCAUGUCCGACGAGAAAGAA
Molecule: messenger RNA, 1234 nt
Organism: Heterobasidion irregulare TC 32-1
Lineage: Eukaryota; Fungi; Basidiomycota; Agaricomycetes; Russulales; Bondarzewiaceae
Exons: 5
Coding region: 1-1065 (354 amino acids)
Biological process (GO): 'de novo' pyrimidine nucleobase biosynthetic process; pyrimidine nucleotide biosynthetic process
Cellular component (GO): cytoplasm
Molecular function (GO): dihydroorotase activity
Source: RefSeq, a predicted model, not a curated record